Closterium sp. Naga37s-1 is the source of this 468-nucleotide messenger RNA. NCBI's taxonomy places the organism in Eukaryota, Viridiplantae, Streptophyta, Zygnematophyceae, Desmidiales, Closteriaceae. The record is from the annotation of a GenBank genome assembly.
AUGCUCCUUCAUGUCCGUGUCUCUAACAUCUCGCUGCCCCCGUCCUCAAACCCACCCGCAGGGAACCUGCGGAGGCCUCCGCACCCCGUGGUGCUGCAGUGGAUCGCGGAGGCUUGGGAUCAAGUCCCCAAGCAGAUCAUCAUCGACGCGUUCCGCCACUGCGACAACACGCGCCUGCUCGGUCGGGCUCCAAAGGAGGAGGAGGAGGAGGAGGAGGAGGAGGAGGAGGAGGAGGAGGAGGAGGAGGAGGAGGAGGAGGCGAUGCAGGCGGAGGGCGUGCGGGAGGUGGCCGUGGCAACCGGCCUGGAGGUGCUGUACCAGGAGACCCCCAACUACCGCGGGGCGGCGGCCGAGGCUGACUGCAUGAUCGAGCCUAGGGAGACGGCUAGGCAUGCCUGGCGAGUGCCAGACCUGGGUGUAGAGCCUGUUGUUAGCGCAGGCGAGGAGGCGGUGACUGAGGGGGGUUAG